Nematolebias whitei (Rio pearlfish) is the source of this 891-nucleotide messenger RNA. RefSeq names its product glutathione synthetase-like. Gene Ontology annotation, molecular function: glutathione synthase activity; glutathione binding; ATP binding. The coding region runs from base 1 to 891 and encodes 296 amino acids. The record is from RefSeq and is a predicted model, not a curated record. Lineage: Eukaryota; Metazoa; Chordata; Actinopteri; Cyprinodontiformes; Rivulidae. Gene Ontology annotation, cellular component: cytosol. The transcript has 8 exons. Gene Ontology annotation, biological process: glutathione biosynthetic process.
AUGCCGAUUUUCAAGGUGGUAGUAGCGGCUGUCUUGUUCUUGGUGGAGGAGGUCCAGACGAAUAUUUUUGAUCAGCGCUUCAUUGAGAGCGAACUUUGGAAAAGAGACAUUCCAACACUAAGAAAACGGUUUGGUGAUGUUGCAAAAACUGGAUCCCUUGAUCAGGACAAGAGGCUAUUUGUCGAUGGCACUGAGGUCGCAGUGGUCUACUUCAGGCAUGGUUUCAUGCCCCAGAAUUACAUUUCUGAACAGUGCUGGGACGCUCGUCUUAUGAUGGAGCGCUCUCUGGCUGCGAAGUGUCCUGAUAUCCACACUCACCUGGUGGGAACCAAGAAGGUCCAGCAGGUUCUGGCCAAACCUGGAGUUCUGGAGAAAUUCUUCCCAGACCAGCCUCAGGUCGUGGAGCAGCUCAGGGCGACGUUCGUUGGCCUCUACACUCUGGACAUGGGACCAGAUGGUGAUAAAUCAGUAGCGAUGGCUUUGGCAGAACCAGACCAGUUUGUUCUGAAACCUCAACGAGAAGGAGGAGGAAACAACCUGUACGGGUCAGAGCUCUUCCAGGUGCUGAACCGAGUGAAGGGAAGCUCGGAGCGAGCAGCCUACAUCCUGAUGGAUAAAAUCUUUCCUGCUUCCGUACAGAACUACUUACUGCGGCGAGAUGCUCCCCUGGAAAUCAGCAGCUGUGUCAAUGAACUGGGGAUGUAUGGAGUGUAUGUGAGGUAUGCCAACGCUCCUCUCCCUGCUCUCAUUUGUGGUGAGCCCAUGGGAAGGGGGACCCACGUCUCCGCUUUGGACUGUGCCCGGCCGGGCUCCAUGGGUGAGAGCCUGGCCACCAGGCACUCACCAGCGUGCCCCAUCUUCAGGCCCAGCUCCAGAGUGGGACCCCGGUGA